AUGAAUGUUCCGAGACCACACGAGAAAGUAGCCGAUGAUGGAGCUGAUUCUUCCGAAAAGAUGGCCUCCUUCCGCAACCACCGCAUCGUAAUCGCCUCCCUCUUCCUCCCAACGACUGCCGUCCUUGGCGAGUCCAGUCCCCCGACACCCGACCGCUCGCCCCAGACAACAGCGAGCGAUGCUGAGACGACAAUACCCGCUGUAGCGGAUCGCCUCGCAGCUGCGGUCGCCGGCGGGGGAGGCAAGCCCAAGCCCAUCAAGCCAUCACUCAUCACGACGAACUCGCACACACGGCAACCGAGUGGAGGAGGACCGCUCAAGAGCAUCGUCGAUGACCUGAAGGACAAGAGCCGUUUCGCCACACCAGCGACCCGCUCCCCUACGACAGAGGUGUCUAACCCAUUCACCAAGUUGACGCGGUUCGUGCUCGAUUCCGAACCUACCGCGACACCGAGCGCCCCGCGGAAGCACCAGACGACACACCCGGAGUCUCAGUCUACCCCUCGGCUGAAGCGGAAGCAAAGUCGCUCGCAAUCACGGCGAGCACCGUCCCAGGCGCCCCAGUCCCCGACGGUCGACUCUCCUGUAUCGCAGACAUGGCAUAUGGAGCCCAACACGCAUUGUAAUGGCGGUCUGAAGAACGCCGUCGACAGCGUUGGUGAGAGGAUGAAGAAGAAGCUUUGGGUAGGCACACUCGGGACGCCGACGGACGGGUUCGGGGAGGAUCUCAGGAAGGAUAUCGACAAACGGAUGCUGGCCCAGCACGCCAGUCUGCCGGUGUGGAUCCCGGAUGCAGAGUUCCAGAGCUGCUACGAUGAGUUCUGCCAUCAGGUGCUCUGGCCAUGCCUGCAUUAUGCCGUCCCCGACGCGCCAAAGACCAAGUUCUUCUACGAAUCAGCCGCAUACAAGCAAUACGUCUCCGUAAACCAGCGCUUUGCGGACGCCAUCAUCGCUAAAUACCAGGAUGGCGAUAUCAUCUGGGUGAAUGACUACCACCUCCUGCUUCUCCCGCUCCUGCUUCGACUCUCACCCCAGAUUCCGCCCAGCGCACCCAUAGGCUUCUUUAUGCACGUAGCAUUCCCGUCUUCUGAGAUCUUCAGAUGCUUGUCAGUACGAAAAGAUCUAUUGAGAGGCAUGCUGGGUGCAGACCUCGUUGGGUUCCAAACGGCCAACUAUGCGAGACAUUACCGGCAGACUGUCAGCAGGAUUCUCAGCUUCGAGGCUCUCCCUCGAGGCAUUCAAGUUCCGGAAGGUGAAGGGCUUACGGUGGAGGAGAUGCGGGAGAAGCUGCUUGGCGAGGAGGCAAAGGAAAGGCGGGUGCGGGAUGGUGUCGUGGAACGAGGGAGAUUCGUCGACGUUGCAGUGUUCCCUAUGGGCAUCGAUGUGCGGCAGUUGCACAAGCGGAAACGGGAACCCGAGGUCGCAGAAUGGGUCUCCGUCCUCCGUCAGCGGUAUGCAGGGAUGAGGCUCGUUGUCGGCCGUGAUAAGCUGGACGAGAUCCAAGGCGUGCGGCAUAAGCUCCUCGCCUUUGAGGCGUUCCUCGAUAAAUAUCCCGACUGGCAGGGCAAGGUCGUGCUCAUCCAAGUCGCUUUGCAGACAACCGAGUCAAACGAGCUUGCGGGCAAUGUCGCCGACGUCGUCUCGCGCAUCAACUCACGCUUCUCGACGCUCACGUACCAGCCGGUCGUGUUUUUGCACACGCAAGACCUGACGUUUAGCCAGUACCUCGCGUUGUUGACGGUGGCGGAUGCAUUCAUUGUCACGAGCUUAAGGGAGGGUAUGGCCCUUAGGACGCACGAGUAUGUCGAGUGCCAAGACGGAAGAUACAGGCCGCUCAUCUUGAGUGAGUUUACUGGCAGCUAUAGCUACAGUGGAUUCAGGUCCUGCAUUGCCGUCAACCCUUGGGACAGGAGAGGUACGGCGAACGCCAUCCAGCAGGCGUUGACGAUGAGCGACGAGGAGGCGCGCUCCCGUUGGGAGGACCUACACAACCACGUUACCGCACAGACGGCGCAGACAUUUGUUACCACCUUCCUCAACAGAUGUGUACGCGCAAACACUGAGCACACCGCUUCGCUCGAAGACCCAUCCUCUCUCUCCUCGUUCUCCGCCAUCCCCGCUGUCACCACUGCCCUCCUCGUCCCGAAAUACAAGCACUCUGAGAAACGACUCAUUUUGGUGGACUUCGAGGGCACACUCUGGCGCCGGGACCUCACGAAGAAGGGCUUGCAGGAACUGUUGGGCAUUGGUUCGAAGGCGAAAGAGGGAGGCGAGAAGAUCGUUCUGCCUGCUGAGGUGGAGGACGCGAUUGCGGUGCUGGGGAGGCUGGCGGAGGAUAGAAGGAACGAAGUGUGGUUGCUUAGUGGCUUGAGGGUUGGAGGUGUGCUGGAGGCGGUAGCGGAGCGGGUGCCCAAGGUUGGCAUUGUUGCGGAGAACGGUUGCUUCAUCAAGACGCGCGCCGUCGGGAUCAGCAGCGGCAAGCCAUACGGAGGAGAAUGGAUCAACAUGGUCGCCAACUUCAACCUGUCGUGGAAAAGCUCCUGCCUGGAAAUUCUCAACUACUUCACGGAGCGUACGCCAGGCUCGUUCAUCGAAGAGCGUCAGGCGUCGAUGGUUUGGCGUUUCUGGACUGGCGAGACCAUGGACCACCCCGAUCGCCAAUGGGCGCAGAGGCAAGCUGCUGAGGCACAGAACCACAUCUUCGACAGUCUCGGAGAACGAUACGGGCUCCGAAUCAUCCCAGGCCGCAACAGCUUCCUCGUUCUCCCAAACAACAUCUCUCGCUCAACCGCUAUCGGGGCCAUCCUCCACCCAGGUGGGCCAGCACGCUCACCCGUCACCUCCCACAGUUCUUGGAUGACUGCCUCAGCUUCCGACGGUCUAUCCAGAACGGCUUUUGGCCUAGACGAGGGCGGUUUUGGCGGGUUCAAUUCAGGCGACGUGGGCGGCACGCACGACGUAGACUUCUUGCUCGCAGUUAGCUCCGAUGAGAAGCUUCUGAGGAGGCUGAACGAGUUCGACGGCGCUGAGACGGUGAGCACAAGUGGGAAGGGGACCGACGCGAAGUGGAAGCUCGAGAGUGAGGAGGCGGCAGGGCUGUUGAAGGGCCUUGCCGCUGUAAACUGA
Cyclocybe aegerita is the source of this 3126-nucleotide messenger RNA. The record is from the annotation of a GenBank genome assembly. NCBI's taxonomy places the organism in Eukaryota, Fungi, Basidiomycota, Agaricomycetes, Agaricales, Hemipholiotaceae.